CCAAUUCGAAUGAAACAAAAACGAGCGAUUCGACUUCUGGUACCUGAUCGUCCAUUACGGGCGGGAUGUAAGGAAUUGGUGGAAUUGUCAUUGCGGAUCCCCAAUGCUGUGCAGAUUUUGGAAUCGAAUGCGGUUUUUGAGGGUGUAUGCCGUGCAACAUUUUCCGGACAAGACUCCCAACACACCCUGAUUAAGGAGCAACUUCACAUUCCAUUUACCGCCAUUCAACUUCCAACAACUAAAGGUAUCGAUGUGAUUCCAGAAGGUCAUCACAGGCUCCCAAUAUUUCUGAACGUUCCUCAUCACAUGCCAGGAACAUUCAACGGGAAAUUUGGAGCAAUUGUGUAUAGGUUUUUGAUCAAACUGAAAGUGAAAAGAUUCUCAUCGGGCGACGAGGGAACUAUAGAGUGUGAGAAAGCUGUUGAUGUGUUGGGAAGGAUUUCGUUGGAGCAGCAACCAUCGUUUGCUCAGCCCGUAUCUAUUGAUAGGCAUGUUAAGAAGAAGGCAUUCUUCAUGAAUCGUCUGGAAGCUCACAUCAAGUUUGAAAUCGAACGAGCUGCGUAUUCAGUUGGGGAUCAUAUUCUGGUAACCGGAGAGAUCAAGAAUGAGCAUUUGAGCAAUCCUAUCAAACACGUCGCCUUGGAGCUCCGGCAGCAUAUUUUAUACGCCAGUGGUGAUGCUCAGAGGAGCGACACUCGUCUCAUCACCCGACUGAUUCUUGGCUCCGUGCCUCCGACAGAAACAUUCGCAGUGUUUCACUCUUUUCAAGUACCAUUCGAUUGUUACCCAUCACUUGUUUGGAAUGGGAACCCUGUUCAGGUAACCUACGAGCUUUUGCUUACCAACUCGGGAUGCUUUGAAAUUGGAACACCAGUCUUCUUGGGUAACUACGGAUCACCUAACUCAACUAGGAGAUCUAUUAUGUACCCCGAAUCCACGUCUGGAGAAGCUCCACCAUCAACCACCUACUACUGCGUCCCCCCAAGCGAGAUGAGCUUCACCGUCGACCCACCGCCCUACUCAACGUUCGGCGCAAAAACCGACCCCGUCUUCAUCCCAAUCCACAUGCUCAAGACCCCGUACCGCCCGUUUGCUCCGGCCUAUCACAUGUUCCGUAACCACGGACCACCGAAAUAUGAUUUCAAUUCGAAUCAGAGAAUGAUGGCCGAGUCACCACCGCCGCAGCGGUUCUUGAAGAUUGAGGAGAUCGAAUGAUCAAUUUUUUUAAAAAAUUUUUAAGAAAACAAGUGCAAAUUAUAUAAACUUUUAUGAGCAAUUUUGUGACAAUAUUUUUUGUUUGAAAUGUUUGAAAGACAAUAAAACUGAUUUUUG
Molecule: messenger RNA, 1332 nt
Organism: Caenorhabditis elegans
Lineage: Eukaryota; Metazoa; Nematoda; Chromadorea; Rhabditida; Rhabditidae
Gene: arrd-10
Product: Arrestin C-terminal-like domain-containing protein
Exons: 10
Coding region: 10-1215 (401 amino acids)
Source: RefSeq, marked reviewed